This is a messenger RNA of Danio aesculapii, 5660 nucleotides long. It is a transcript of the gene znf865, whose product is annotated as zinc finger protein 865. Gene Ontology annotation, molecular function: DNA-binding transcription factor activity, RNA polymerase II-specific; RNA polymerase II cis-regulatory region sequence-specific DNA binding. NCBI's taxonomy places the organism in Eukaryota, Metazoa, Chordata, Actinopteri, Cypriniformes, Danionidae. Gene Ontology annotation, biological process: regulation of transcription by RNA polymerase II. The record is from RefSeq and is a predicted model, not a curated record.
UAGCAGAUGUUUUUAUCGUUUAAACUUUAGAAAGUAAUUCUGAAAGACUAAAGCAAACUUGUUAGCAUGAUAUUUUAAACCAACUUUUACCACUUUCUUCUUUUUUUUCUUAUUUAUAGAUGAUAAUUUAAUCCAUGACUUCCAGAGUUGUAUCAGAUGUAGUGGCCCCACCACUCUAGCCAAAACUCUGUUUGUAUGGGAUGAAGAGUCACAGCAUCAGAUCAAUUACUCUCACACAGACAUUUCUUUUUAAAACUGAAGCUGCUAGCAGAUUAAUUUAAGCUUUAUAUUGAUGAUUAGUGGCCCUUGUGCCAGUUUUAUUUUUCUGCAUAUAUUUUAGGUUAGAUCACAUUGUCCACUUUCCUGCAGUACCAACUGAACAGGGGGAAAAUCUUAGGAACACCCCUCAACAGUGAGAGGGAGAUGUUCCAGUUUGGAAAGUACCCUAUGGACAUUUUAGAAAUGCUCAGUGGACACCAGGCACACCAGUUCAAAGGACUGGGGCUGGAAAGGCAACUGCAGCACCAACAACAAGUCCAACUUCAGCACCAGCAGCAGCUUCAACAGCAGCAGCAACAACAGAGUGAGGCAUCCAGUGGCCUUCUGUCUGGGCUUGGGCUUGGGUCUCUUCAAGGAACUAGGAGUAAUGCAUUUGCAGAUUCAUCAUCCUAUUUGCCAAAAUGAGUGCUCCCCUCCACCUCUUCCCCAACAUCCCAGUCCUCAUCCUCACCGCAACGUAAAUCAAGCAAGAUGAGCAGCAGCAGUGGAAGUGGUAGUUCUGCCUCUGGCUAUCCACAGUUCCUACGCACAUUUCCAGCUGAGGCUGCACUAGCUCAGGAGCAGCUCCACUCAGGAAUGGCGUUUGAUUUUGCUGGAGGAAGUACUGGAGGAGGCUCUGGGGUAAUUGGAGGAGUUGUAACGUCUGCACCACCACCACCACCCUUGCACCCUGGCCUUUCUGUUCCUCAGCCAUCCCCUGGACCUUCCUCAUCAUCACCGUCCCCUUCGAGUUCAACCACCACUUCAAAUAAUCCCCCCAGCAGUAGCAGCUCAGUGGCUGGACUAGUUGGACCCCAAUCUGAUGCAAGAAGUUUCCACCAGCAGUUCAGUUGCAUGCUUGCUGCAAAUCAAUAUCUGUUUCUGGACGUGCCCACAAAUGCCAGUUUAGAACAGUUUCUAGUGCAGCAGGCCCAUAAUCAUCUUGGUCUUGCUGAUUCAAAUACAGGUCUUGCUCCUCCUCCAGCCCUUCAUCCUUCCCACACUCAUGGCCAUCCAACUCCCCAGCCCCAACAACAGCAGCAGCAGCUGCCACCUCAUGCUUUGUCUCCUCACAGCCAUGCCCAUCCACACCACCCUCUACACCCUGCCCCCCAACCAUCACCUCUUGGUGGUUUUGAUUUUCAAGGUAUUCCCGUACUUUCAUCUAAUCAACUGGCUUCCCUAAUGCAACAAGAAGCAGGCCUGCCUUUGCCACUCCCCCUCCAUCUCUCUGUACCGAAAGAUGAUGGGAAAGGUGAUAGUGGAUCUGGGGCUGGAGGAAGUGGAGGUAGUGGCAGCAGGAGAAAGAAAGCCAUGGCUGGCUACCUGCCCCAGAGGAAGACAGAUGGUAGCAGUAGCAACAGCACAAGCAGUGCUAACUGCCAUGGCUCUGGGGCACAUGGUCAUGAUGGGUCCUCUGGUCUUGUGGGAGGAGGUGGAGGGGUUGGAAUGAGGGGUCUUGGUGGUGACCCUUCCUCCAUCCUCUCUUCGUCAACACCGUCCUCCUCUUCUUCAACUGUCUCCUCCUCUUCUUCCUCUGCCCCAUCUUCAAACUCUGCUUCUGUGCUGGCAAAUAUCUCUCAAAACCCCAAGCCUGAAAACCAGCAAUCAAUGACCUCCCAAUAUCACACAGACUGAGCAGAGGCUCUGUUUCAUUGUGGAGAGUGUGGCAAGUCUUUUAGCCACCUCCAAACCCUUCGCCGCCACAUACGCUGCCAUGAAGACGUUGGUGGUCCCAACAGCAGCACAAACACCAAUCAUCAACAUCAGUCAGAUCUGCCCCACUCAACACAAGAUGGAAUUUCUCAAAAUGCCCACCACCAGCAUGAGAAUCCAGACCCCAUGUCUUCCACUUGCUCAAGUCCAGAUAAGUCCUAUUGUUGCAAUGAAUGUGGAAAGGGGUUCAAGAAGAGAGGACACCUCCUUCAGCAUGGUGUCAUCCACUCUGGAGAUCGUCCAUAUGCCUGCACUGUCUGUGAGCGUUCGUUUAACCGCAGAGAGUCUCUCACUCGACAUGAGAAAAUUCAUGAAGAGAAGCCCUACCGCUGCCCUGCUUGUGGCCGCUGCUUUAGAGAGAGCACUUCUUUGCUUAACCAUGCUGCAUCUGGUAACUGUGGAAAGCCCGGGAGGAGAUCUAGAAGCAGUGAUGGUAGCUCAAUAGGUUCAGUAGACGGCAAAGUUGAAACUGAUUUUCCUGGUGGACAGAUUACUGACACAAAAGUGGUAUUUUGCAAGAAUGAGGAUAGCACCGCAGGGAUGUCUUGUGACAGUCUGUAUUCACAGGGAAGAAAUGCUAAUCAAAACCCUGUUGGCAAACCUAAAGAAGAGUAUAAUCCUGAGUAUUCAAGAGAUCCUUACCAAACGUCAUACAGGGUCGAUGACUACCGGCGACAACAGGGCAACCCAUCAUCCUACUCUGGAGAUUCCUGUAGUAACAGCCUGUCAACAGCCCUCAGAAAAGCUCCUUUAGCCCCAACACUUCACCCACACCCUCAAAAUCAGACACACCAUCACCAACCGCAGUCUCAUCUUCCCCUCUCCUCUCUUUUGGAUGACUCUGAAGAUGAAGUCACAAGUAGUGCCAUGUCCGCAAUUGCUGCAGCUGCUGCCGCCUCUGUCUUGCCUGCUGAAAUGAACAAUAAUGGUGGACGAGAGGAACGGAGAGACAUCAUUGGAGGACUGUUAGGAGGGCUUGGCUUCGGCUCCAUGGGUGCCUCUUCAUCUACAUCUGCAGGAAAUGGUGGCAAUGAAGAAUGCCUGAGUGGUUCAAUGAUACCUUUAUCUCACCCGACCCAACAGCAGCCUAAUUCACAGAAUGCCAACAAUCCUAAUGCCAAACCCAAACGGCCGCGAAAGCCCAGACAGAAAAGAGAACCGAGACCUCCAGGAGCUCCAGGAGAAGUAGUAAAACGUCGGAGAAGCAGUCAGAGUGGUGCUGCUGGAGAUGGUUCCGACAGGCCUUAUUUAUGCACUGUUUGUGGAAGGGGCUUUAGCAGACGGGAGACAUUACGUCGGCACGAACGUGUGCAUACAGGGGAAAAGCCAUUUCAUUGUGACAUCUGUGGCAAAGACUUCCGAGAGCCUUUUCACCUUACCAAACAUCAGACUGUUCACUCUGGGGAAAAGAAUUACAAAUGUACGCUCUGUGGAAAAGAUUUUGGAUAUGCGCAGAGUCUGAAAAGGCAUGAAAAAUUGCAUCUACGGGGAGAUUUCAAGCCAAGGCGGAGUAAAACCAAAUCUGCUGCAAAUCAAGGGGUGCCCGCUAAUCAAGAACAAACUGAUCAAACCAAUCAAAAUAAUCAAUCCAACCCUGGCGCUUAUUACUCCUAUUCUCAGGAUAAAGUUCAAGGAUCUAAUGCGAGCACAAGUAACCAACCCCCUCCAAAGCUAUAUACAUGUGAGAUUUGCUGGAAAUCUUUCCGUCAUCACUUCCAUUUGACUGCCCAUCACCAAGCCAUUCAUGAACAUGGUGGGGAGAAACUGUUUUCAUGCGAAGUGUGUGGAAAGGCGUUUUCAUACUCCAACAGCCUGACCAGACAUAGAUUAUCUCAACAUGGCUUGACUCGUGCUGGGCCAACAACACAACCAACAGGAAGUGAUUCUAUUGGAACUGCCUCAUCUGUCUCAGAGAGCGAGGCUGCAACCAAUGCACUCCUUCAUAUAUCACCUGAAAGCGGAAGUCAUGGAGUACAACAGCCCCAUUCAACCAUUGCUCACACGCAGCAUCCUCAGCCCGCUGGAUAUUCGCCACUCUUCUACACUCCAGAGUCAGGACAUCACAGUUCAAAUCAAGUCACUUCACACCCCCAACAUCUGCACUACUCAAACCCCACAAUGGGUCCCCUCCAGCUUCAGCAGCCAAUCAGUGGGAAGCAGCUAAUUUAUUCAGGGGUUCCAAGUAACACACUUCAUUCCACUCCACCUCAUAUCCACAUCUCUCCACCCCAGCACUCGCAACACCACCAGCAACAGCAUCCUUUUUUAUUGCAGUCUCCACAUCUACAGAGCCCGCAGCCCCAGGGGGAUGCCACCCAAAGGAAAAAAAAAAAAAAGAAAAAAUAUAAACUGCCGUUGAUAACUGGAUUCAGUGCUUAUGAAAUUGCCAGGAGGCAAAUGUAUUUAAAACGGAAGAAGUGCAGGCUUCAGCAGCAGCUAAAACGGAAGAAGUGGAUGGCUCAGCUAAAAUGGGCCAAGUUUACUGGAGGAGGGCUUGGCUUAAAUGUAGGCGGAGGCACAUGGCGUGGGAGGUUAAGGUUCAGAGGCCUUCGCUCUCUCAUCGUGCUUAAGUCAUAUACUUGCCCUGUUUGUCCCUUCACCACUUUUUCAAGCAGCAAUAAGUUUCGGGUGCACCGUGUAACAAGGCACCCACCGAAACAUGGCCGCUAUAAUCGCCUCCGCUGCAUAGUCUGUGGAAAACGUUCUCGAAGGCUACUGACGGCUCUCUGUCACCGGGCCCAGCAUCUCUCUCAAGGGGGGUUCUCUUGCUCGCGAUGUCCCUCACGAUUCUGGAAUGGCGCUCUCUUACAGCGCCACAAAUUUGCUUGCCGUCGUGUCAGUAGAGGAAUCAAAAUGUCAAUAAAGACGACAUAUGUGGUGAAAACAGAGGACCAGACUGAAAGAUCAACAGUUGUGACAGGAUACAGGCACUGAGCAAACUGACAUCAAAACAGAAAUUGUACAAGGCCUUAAUAACUGAACUUUUCAAGGCAAGAGCAGGCACAUAGGACUGGAAAUCACCACAGAUUCAACUCCUUGAACAUGUGGUCAAACUAUAACCAAGGGAGUGCCUGGUUUCUCUAAAACAAAGGACUCAACAAGCCUGUACCUAAAGAACCAUCCAUUAUAGACAUGGAUCUCUAACACGGUUUCUCCAAAGGGGAAGAAUAUUCUAGAUUAUGGAACUGUUUUUGGUAGCACCUUUGUUGUAAUGGUAGCAUCUCUAUCCUCUAAAAACAAUGCAUUCAUUAUGUAUUUUCGUAACUUUAUUUGUGCUGCAAUUAUGGAUGCAUACCAGUGAAAGUGGACUAAUUUGAACAGUAACAAUCUAUUCUCUAAACUAGUUUCCCCACAGUACUCAAGAGUUUAACGGUAUAGCCUUUUGUUUACUCUCAAAUAUACGUAGUUUAUUUUUAUUUUUAUUUUUUUUUUGUUCAUUGUGGUGUUGUUUUGUUUCCCCCAUUUCGCUGUCUCCAUGUUAAAUGCAAAUGUUUGACCUGGAACUGAAAGUUACUGGUUUUGGGAACGGGGAUCAAGUGCAUAGUGUGUAUUCCCUAUGAACAACCUCAAUUCUGACACUCCAUGUUGAAUUCAAGUGUCUCACAGAGGGACUCGCUGCAGUGAAUCUGUUGAAACGUGCAAAAUAUUCUGCAGAGCUGAUACGGAGGGGACAGAAUGGUGUGCUA